Messenger RNA from Notothenia coriiceps (black rockcod), 926 nucleotides. It is a transcript of the gene sdf2l1, whose product is annotated as stromal cell-derived factor 2-like 1. The annotation marks the transcript as partial. NCBI's taxonomy places the organism in Eukaryota, Metazoa, Chordata, Actinopteri, Perciformes, Nototheniidae. The transcript has 2 exons. The record is from RefSeq and is a predicted model, not a curated record.
GUGUGUGUGUGUGUGUGUGUGUGUGUGUGUGUGUGUGUGUGUGUAGGCAGUGGACAGCAAUCUGUAACUGGAGUUGAGAUUGCGGAUGAUGCCAACAGUUAUUGGCAGAUUCGUGGAAAGCCCAACCGUCCCUGUCAGCGGGGGGAGGCCAUCAAGUGUGGUCAGGGCAUCCGCAUCACACACAUGAAGACUGGGCGAAACCUCCACACACACCACUUCAGCUCACCCCUGUCUAAUAACCAGGAGGUCAGCGCUUUUGGAGAGAACGGCGAGGGAGACAAUCUGGACGUGUGGGCGGUCCAGUGUGAUGGAAUCCACUGGGAGCGCGAGGAGGAUGUGCGCUUCAAACACGUGGGCACAGACGUCUUCCUGAGUGUGACCGGGGAGCAGUACGGCCACCCCAUCCGCGGCCAGAGGGAGGUGCACGGCAUGAGUUCUGCUAACCAGAACAACUGGUGGCGCUCCAUGGAGGGCGUCUUCCUGCAGCCCAGCCAGAUGCCGCUGCGCCACGACGAGCUGUGAGCCACCGGCAUGACGACGAACAUAGGAGCUUCAGAAAAGUGGAAGGUUAAUAGCUUUCCUGGACCAAACCACGUCAUGUUUGAAUAAUGUCGAAUUUUAGACUGAUGACUCAUCUCUGUUCAUGUAAAGCACUCUGGGUGGUCAGAGGCCAUAGAAUUAAAAUUUCACAACAGUUUAAAGAAGAUCGAUAUAAUGUAUGUAGUGGAGCCAUAUGGACUAUAUCAGUUUCUUCCCAAGUACAUUUCUUAAGGGAGAAAACACAAAAAGGCUGAAUUACCAGCUAGGCACAGUAACCACUAACUGAAAGACCCACAAUCACUGUUUACUGUACACAUCUGAAAAACGAUAUCAAUUGAAAUGUUGAAAGGGCCCUGUGCCAAAUAAAACCUUCGUUUUAGUGCAAA